CAGACGUCCAGCAGCUGAUCGGUAAUCCAGAAGAAGUUUCCCCUCAGUUAGGGGGGAGCUCCACUUUGAAGCAGGAGACUCCACAACCACCCUGCAUUAAAAAGGAAGAGGAGGAACUCUGCAUCACUCAGGAGGGAGAGUGUCUUCUAGGACGAGAGGAAGCUGAUUACACCAAGUUUCCACUGAGUAUUCUCUCUGUGAAGACUGAAGAUGAUGAAGAGAAACCACAAGCAGACAACCUCUUAGCUCCACUAUCAGAUAGUGAGGCUGAAGACGAGGUCGAAGUAACUUUGAGCAGCGAUACAGACUGUGAAGGUGAUAUGAGGACUCACACUGACAACAAACACUCUGAAUGCUCUUCAAAGAAGAGAGGUAAAACAUGUUUGAGCUGCUCAGUUUGUGCUAAAAGUUUUUCUGUUAAGAGCAUGUUGACCCGACACAUGAGAACACACACAGGUGAAAAAACAUUUAAUUGUUCAGUUUGUGGCAAAAGCUUUUCUCAAAAUAGCUCUUUGACUGAACACAUGAGAACACACACAGGUGAAAAAACAUUUAAAUGUUCAGUUUGUGGCAAAAGCUUUUCUCAAAAUAGAUAUUUGACUGAACACAUGAGAAGACACACAGGUGAAAAAACAUUUAGUUGUUCAGUUUGUGGCAAAGGCUUUUCUACCAGGAGCCAUUUGUGUCAACACAUGAGAACACACACAGGUGAAAAACCUUUUAAUUGUUCAGUUUGUGGCAAAGGCUUUUCUCAAACGAGCCAUUUGAUUCAACACAUGAGAUCACACACAGGUGAAAAACCUUUUAAUUGUUCAGUUUGUGGCAAAAGCUUUUCUCAAACGGGCCAUUUGAUUCAACACAUGAGAUCACACACAGGUGAAAAACCUUUUAAUUGUUCAGUUUGUGGCAAAAGCUUUUGUCGAAAUUUCCAUUUGACUGAACACAUGAGAACACACACAGGUGAAAAACCAUUUAAUUGUUCAGUUUGUGGCAACAGCUUUUCUCAAAAUAGCUCUUUGACCCAACACAUGAGAAGACACACAGGUGAAAAAACAUUUAAAUGUUCAGUUUGUGGCAAAAGCUUUUCUCAAAAUAGAUAUUUGACUGGACACAUAAGAACACACACAGGUGAAAAAACAUUUAGUUGUUCAGUUUGUGGCAAAAGCUUUUCUACAAAGAGCAAUUUGAGUCAACACAUGAGAACACAUGCAGGUAAAAAUCCUUUAAAUUGUUCAGUUUGUGGCAAAAGCUUUUCUCAAAAGAGCCAUUUAACUCAACACAUGAGAACACACACAGGUGAAAAACCUUUUAAUUGUUCAGUUUGUGGCAAAACCUUUUCUCAAAAGAGCCAUUUGACUCAACACAUGAGAACACACAGGUGAAAAACCUUUUAAUUGUUCAAUUUGUGGUAAAAGCUUUUCUUGUAAGAGGAAUUUGAACACAUGAGAACCCACACAGGUGAAAAACCAUUGCACUGUUCAGUUUGUGGUAAAAGCUUUUCUCAAAAUAGCUCUUUGACUCAACACAUGAGAACACACACAGGUGAAAAAACAUUUAAAUGUU
This is a messenger RNA of Entelurus aequoreus (snake pipefish), 1563 nucleotides long. RefSeq names its product zinc finger protein ZFP2-like. Gene Ontology annotation, molecular function: DNA-binding transcription factor activity, RNA polymerase II-specific; RNA polymerase II cis-regulatory region sequence-specific DNA binding. The record is from RefSeq and is a predicted model, not a curated record. The transcript has a single exon. Bases 321 to 1382 code for a protein of 353 amino acids. Gene Ontology annotation, biological process: regulation of transcription by RNA polymerase II. Lineage: Eukaryota; Metazoa; Chordata; Actinopteri; Syngnathiformes; Syngnathidae.